GUCGGGCCGCGGGACGGCCAUGAUCGUCUCGAGCGGUUCCGCCGGGCUUUUUCCCCCAAAUCUACCCCGAAUUCCCGGGACUUGAAGCAGCGGCCACCCCCAUCGUACCGUCUCCCCAAGGCCAACCCAACAACUCUUUCUAAUAAAGCAGCCGUGUCGGCGCUGACCCCGAAAGCAGUCAGUGUCCAAUCAGAAAACAAAAAAGAAAUAUGCAAAUGAAAUGUAUCACGUUAGUCGGAGCGCUGAGGUCGACUCCGUACUAAAACUUCGCAAAUAAUCAUUCUUCAUAAAUACUUCCUUUAGAGCCGGCCUUUUUCUCUGAACUGCGGGUGCUGGAAGUCAGAAACAAGAACAGAAAUUUCUGGGUGAACUCGGCAUGUGUGGAGAGAAAGCAAGGUUAACAUUUCAGGUCCAGCGAUCCUCCUUCACAGCAAUUUCUAGAAGUAACAAAUUUUGGGAGCCGAGUUUCGGCAGCAGAUCCGUUGAAGCAGGAACAGAGACAGAUGAUGCCAUGGAAUUGGCAGCCUUGAUGGAGGAUAUGGGACUUUCUGGGUGCUGCAUGACAAUGUCUGCAUGAAUUAAGUGGAUUGAAAGUGACAUGUAGUGGAUUAAACAUUGAACAGUUUAAAACAUACAACGGCAACUGCAGAACAGCUGAAGUCAGCUUCCUGGAGCAAACUGUUGAUUACUCUUGUGUAGUAGAUGCAACAGGAUGACUGAUCCUAUCAUGGAUUUUUUGGAUGAUGCCAACCUGUUUGGUGGAGGAUUGGAAGGCUUGGCAGAUGAUGGCUUUUCGCAAGCAGGACCAGUUUCAUUGGUUGAUGAGCUAAACCUCAGUGCAGAUUUUGAGCCUUUGCAAGUUGAGCCAUUGCAUCAUGUAUCAGAGACACAGACAUCAGAAAAAAUUAAUUUUGAACAGCUACAGACAUUUGAUUCACUGAAACUUCAUCCAGAGAACCAGUCUUUUAACUUGGUGGGCAGUGGUGCUGAGACUAGCGUCCUUUCUCCACAUUCCCAGUUUCGUUGUUCACCAGAUCAUCAGCAAAAUCAGACAAAUGGGCUGUUCCCUUCUGCCCACAAUGAUAGUAGCGGCCAGUCAUUCGUAGACGGUAGCCCAAUGUGGGGCCACCAAAGCCCCAUUUCAAAUCAGAAUGGAUCACCAUUCCAUACCUUGCAAGCACAUUCACAGUCCAUCCAGCCAAUGACCCCCUUCUUAACACAUCAUGAUUUUGGUCUGCAUCAGUCUAGCCCGCAGCAGCAGCAACAAACUGCAUCAGUGCAGCCCCAACAGAAUAUGAAUCAUUUCACUACAAGUCAGAAAGUUCUAAAUCAAGGCAAUCAAUUCAUGGGUGCCCAUGGUUCACCUUCAUCUCAUAUGACUCCGUUGGGCCAACCAACCACAACUGUAAGUUCAUCUACUCAACAACAUUCUGCUUCAGUGCAGCAGUUUAACCAACCAACUACAACUCUAUCCGUGAAUCCAGUACAUCCUGUUCGAUUCACCACUAGUGCUAAUCUCACCAGUGUACAUCAGAAUAUGAACUUUUCAAACUCCUCACGAGAAAUGACUCCUUGUUCCGUUAAUAAUUCAAAUCAGUUUACUCCUCCAUAUUCCUACCCUAGUAACAACCUAGUUAAUGGCAACAAUUUGACAUCUGCUACUAUCCUUUCAACACAUCAGGUAACCCAGGCUAUGACUUGCUUCCCUGAGAGUGACACAUUCACAGUGGCAGCAGGGACCAACCAGGAACCAGUUCAAGAAAUGCUCAGUCCGACCAGUCCUGCUAAACAAAAGGUUCUCCAACCUAUACAUUCUGUAAACACUCAGGGAAACUACAGCCCUUCAAGUGUGCCCUCUGUUCAAACUGGUGUGCCAGUAACGAGCAGCCCUUCUUCUCGAGUGAGAUUUGGUAACACAACAGCUCAGAGGAAACCAACUGACUUUUCAACUCUUCAGGGAAAUCCACUUCCGCAUUCUCAGACACAUUCGUUGACCAGGAUGAGAACAGAUGAUUGCCAUCUGUCAGUGAAGUUUGGCAAUUCGGGCCUUGGCCAAGGGAAUUCAUCCCCUAUUUCAAGACCAGUGGCUUCACGGCAGUUACAGCAGCAGCCAAGCAAGCAACAAAAGAUGGGUAACCAACAGCAAAUACGCCAAGACCCAGCUACCAUUAACCACACGCUAUCUCAGCGUUGGCAGCCAUCAAUAACUAACCAGCAUCGGCAGAUGAAGGGAUCCAUGCAGUUGACUUUGCAACGGCAGCCCCUUUCCUCUCAGACCACCAUUGAUGGUUCUCAUCCACAAACAACACAAAUUGUCAAAUUACAGAAUGCACAGUUGAUGACUGGAAACAAACAACUAAAAAAGAAGGAAAUGCAGAACAAGCAAGAAAAAGCUAAUCGCAUCAUAUCGGAAGCAAUUGCUAAGGCUAAAGCACGUGGAGAACAGAAUAUUCCCCGAGUGGUAAACCCAGCCUGUCUAUCCACCGGGUCUGCUCGAAAGGAAGAAAGGAAAUCCAACAAGUGCAAAACAAAACAAAAGGAUAAAGAGUCAAAAAAAUCUAGAACUGGCUUAUGUUCUAAAUCAAAGGAUGGAACAAAAAUAAACAAAAUCAUAAUAUCGCUUGGGAAAAAAAGGAAGAAUGAAUCAUCAGAAGAGGGCUCAGACACUGAACAGGUUCCUGCACCAUCAAUAAAGAAAGAACCCAUCUCUGGAUGUCAAAAGAGACGAUCGAACAGACAAGUGAAAAGAAAGAAGUAUAACGAAGACACUGGAAUGAAGAUUUCGGAUGAUGAUGAUGGGUUAACUGCUAAAGGGAAAGUCAAGACUUGUGCUAUUCUACCUGCUGAGCAACCUGUGCAGUUAUUUGUGGAAAACCCUAGUGAAGAAGAUGCUGCCAUUGUUGACAAAGUUAUGGCCUCAAGAUUAGUGAAAAAAGAGGUAGCAGUGGGACAUAUGGCUGAUGUUGAAGAGUUCUUUGUAAAAUACAAAAAUUACUCCUAUCUUCAUUGUGAAUGGGCCACAGAAGCACAGCUAAUGAAAGACAAAAGGAUACAUCAAAAAGUGAACCGCUUCAAGAUUAAACAGGCUCAGAGAGGCCAUUUUUUUGCAGCUAUGGAUGAUGAGCCUUUUAAUCCAGACUAUGUUGAAGUGGAUAGAAUAUUGGAAUGCUCGUGUUGUGAGGACACAGACACUGGUGAGGCUGUUGUUUAUUAUUUGGUUAAAUGGUGUUCAUUGCCAUAUGAGGAUAGUACCUGGGAGCUUAGAGAAGAUGUAGAUCAAGGCAAGAUUGAGGAGUUUGAACGACUGCAGCAAGCAAAGCCUUCCCUGAAGCGCAUGGACCGUCCUCCCGCCACUGCUUGGAAGAAACUUGGACAAUCCAGGGAAUACAAGAUCGGUAAUAAACUCAGGGAUUACCAAUUAGAAGGUGUCAAUUGGCUCCUUUUCAACUGGUAUAACAGGCAAAACUGCAUUCUUGCUGAUGAAAUGGGUUUAGGCAAGACUAUCCAAUCUAUUACGUUCCUUGAUGAAAUUUAUCUGACUGGAAUCCAAGGUCCUUUUCUCAUCAUAGCGCCUUUGUCUACAAUUGCAAAUUGGGAAAGGGAAUUUCGCACAUGGACAGACCUGAAUGUCAUCGUUUAUCAUGGCAGUAUGAUUAGUAGACAGAUGAUUCAACAGUAUGAAAUGUACUUCCGGGACUCAGAGGGUCGGAUUCUUCGGGGAACUUACAGGUUCCAUGCCAUGAUAACUACUUUUGAGAUGAUCCUGGGUGGUUGUCCGGAGCUGAAUGUAAUUGAAUGGCGAUGUGUCAUCAUUGAUGAGGCUCACAGACUGAAGAAUAAAAAUUGCAAGCUACUGGAAGGAUUGAAAAUUAUGAAUCUGGAACACAAGGUCCUGCUGACAGGAACUCCUCUGCAGAACACUGUGGAGGAGUUGUUCAGUUUGCUUCAUUUCUUGGAGCCCCUACGUUUCUCAUCAGAAACCACCUUCAUGCAGGAAUUUGGAGACUUAAAGAGUGAAGCACAGGUGCAGAAGCUUCAGGCAAUAUUGAAGCCAAUGAUGCUGCGACGACUAAAGGAGGAUGUGGAAAAGAAGCUCGCUCCUAAAGAAGAGACAAUUAUUGAAGUAGAAUUAACCAACAUUCAGAAAAAAUACUAUCGUGCAAUCUUGGAACGAAACUUUGCCUUUCUAUCUAAAGGGGCUGGUCAGGCAAAUGUUCCUAACCUGGUAAAUACCAUGAUGGAGCUCAGGAAAUGCUGUAAUCAUCCGUAUCUGAUAAAAGGUGCUGAAGAAAAGAUUCUGGGAGAGUUCAGAGAGAUGCAUAAUCCAGCUGCUCCAGUCUUUCAUCUGCAAGCUAUGAUUCAGUCAUCUGGUAAACUUGUCUUAAUUGACAAGCUGCUCCCAAAGAUGAAAGCUGGUGGUCACAAAGUUCUCAUCUUCUCCCAGAUGGUGCGCUGCCUUGACAUACUUGAGGACUACCUUAUUCAAAAAAGGUAUCCAUAUGAGCGUAUUGAUGGGAGAGUUCGAGGUAACUUACGACAAGCAGCAAUUGACCGAUUUAGCAAGCCUGACUCUGAUCGCUUUGUAUUCUUGCUGUGUACAAGAGCUGGUGGUUUGGGUAUCAAUCUAACAGCAGCAGAUACAUGUAUCAUAUUUGAUUCUGACUGGAAUCCACAGAAUGAUCUUCAGGCUCAAGCUCGAUGUCACAGGAUUGGUCAGAACAAAGCUGUGAAAGUUUAUAGAUUAAUAACUCGGAAUUCAUAUGAACGGGAGAUGUUUGACAAGGCGAGUCUGAAGUUGGGACUUGACAAAGCUGUGCUGCAAAGUAUGAAUGGCCGAGAAAACAAUGUUGGUGGGAUGCAGCAAAUGUCGAAGAAAGAAAUUGAAGACUUGCUUCGCCGUGGUGCCUAUGGUGCAAUAAUGGAUGAAGAAGAUGAGGGUUCUAAAUUUUGUGAGGAGGACAUUGAUCAGAUUCUCAUGCGAAGGACAAAGACAAUUACCAUUGAAUCAGAAGGAAGAGGUUCCACGUUUGCGAAGGCAAGUUUUGUGGCAUCAGGCAACAGAAGUGACAUUGCUUUGGAUGAUCCUAACUUCUGGCAGAAAUGGGCAAAGAAAGCUGAAAUUGAUCUUGAAGCCGUACAUGGAAGGAACAGCUUAGUUAUUGACACACCAAGAGUAAGGAAACAAACCAGACCUUACAAUGCUGCUAAAGAUGAGCUGGCAGAAUUAUCAGAGGCAGAGACUGAUGGAGAAGACAGACCCAAACUACGCAGACCUUAUGACCGAUGUCAUGCAUAUGGAAGAACAGAGUGUUUCAGAAUUGAGAAGAACCUGCUAAUUUAUGGGUGGGAUCGCUGGAAAGACAUUCUAUCACAUGGGCGGUUUAAGAGACGACUGGUGGAACAGGAUGUGGAGACAAUCUGUCGUGCACUCUUAGUAUAUUGCCUUGCUCACUACAGAGGAGAUGAAAAAAUUAAGAGUUUCAUCUGGGAUCUCAUUACCCCGACAGAGAAUGGACAGACAAAAGAACUGCAAAACCACCUAGGGUUGUCUGCACCUGUUCCAAGGGGGAGGAAAGGAAAGAAAGUGAAGAUACAGGGAAGCUCAUUUGAUAUGCAGAAGGCUGAGUGGCUCAGGAAAUACAACCCAGAACACCUGCUCCAAGAUGAUGGCUACAAAAAGCAUUUAAAACAUCACUGCAAUAAGGUACUACUACGAGUAAGAAUGUUGUACUAUCUGAAGCAAGAAGUAAUUGGUGAUCAGUUGGAAAAAGUACUUGAUGGAGUGGAUGCGAGUGAAAUUGACAUUUGGGUUCCUGAGCCUGAGCAGUCUGAAAUACCUGCUGAAUGGUGGGAUGUGGAUGCUGACAAAUCGUUGCUCAUCGGGGUCUUCAAGCACGGUUAUGAAAAGUAUAAUACAAUGAGAAAUGACCCUGCACUCUGUUUCUUAGAAAGAGUUGGCAAACCUGAUGAGAAAGCCAUUGCUGCAGAGCAGAGGGGAAAUGAUACUUUUGCAGACGGUGCAGAGGGGGAUGGUGAAGAUCCAGAAUAUAAACCAACUCAGCCGUUAUUCAAGGAUGAAAUGGAGGAUGCUGCAUCUUCUCCAGGAGAUCUAAUAAUUACAGAUGGCUCUCUGGGAGAAGGUGAUCUGUUGUAUUGGCCAACUGCGUCUGCUUUAACAACACGCCUUCGUCGACUUGUGACUGCUUAUCAGCGUAGUAACAAGAAAGAACAGGUCAAACUGGAAGCCCAAACUAAAGGAGAUAGGAGGAGGCGACUUUGUGCUGACACUGUAAAAGCUAAGGAGGCCGCUAAAAUCGAGAAGCAACAAAGGUGGACCAGGCGAGAAGAGGCUGAUUUCUACAGAGUCGUGUCUACUUUCGGUGUCGUUUAUGAUCCAGAUAAGCAAAAAUUUGAUUGGACUAAAUUCCGAGCUAUUGCCAGGCUGAAUAAGAAGACAGAUGAGAGUCUGCAGAAGUAUCUUUACGCUUUCAUCGCUAUGUGUCGAAGAGUUUGUCGUUUACCACACAAAGAGAAAGAAGAGCUUCCUGAUCCACCCAUUUUCAUACAGCCUAUUACAGAGGAGCGUGCUUCCAGGACAUUAUAUCGGAUUGAGCUGCUCCGUAAAGUUCGGGAACAAGUACUUCGACAUCCUCAACUUGAUGAACGGUUACAGUUGUGUCAGCCAGGCCCAGAUCUGCCAGAGUGGUGGGAGAGUGGAAAGCAUGAUAAGGAAUUGCUCACUGGAGCAGCUAAACAUGGUGUCAGCAAGACUGAUUAUCACAUUUUCUGUGAUUCAGAGCUUUCCUUCAUGAUGGCUCAAAGAAACUUCAGCCAAAACAAAGCUACACAAUCUAGGAGCUCCACACCACUCUUGCACCCUCAGUAUCCAUCUUCAUCCUCACCUAUUAAUUUACCGGCUAAGCUACAGGACAAAAAAAGUCAGCCUGAGACUGAAACUGCAAAGUGUGAAAGAACAGUAGUUGUAAAAAAGGAACAAUCAUCUGAUGAUGAAGAUGCAGUGCACACUGAGGUUAAGAAUAAAAUGAAAUCAGAACACUGGAAUGCUGUGGGUGGUUUUCAGCUACAAAACCGAUUAGACAAGAAGACUGGCAUUAAAUUAGACCCAGAUCCAGAUGGAUGUAUGGUUGCAGCAAGGACUCAACCCCUUACACCAAACUCUGUACACAACAAACGAAAGGCAAACAGAGGACGUCCUGACUCAAGCUCUGAUUCAGAUUCAGAUUCAGAUAAUUCUUCUUCGUCUUCACCAUCGUCAUCGUCGUCCUCGUCCUCGUCACAGUCCUCAUCUUCCUCCUCAUCUUCGUCAUCCUCUUCGUCCUCGUCAUCCUCUUCAUCUUCCUCCUCCUCGUCUUCCUCGUCAUCCUCUUCUGAUGACAGUGAUAGUGACAGUGAUGAUAAGCAGACCACAGCAGGUUGCAAAUCCCCACAGCACUUGAAAACUUAUGAUGAAGAUAGUGUAGCAUCUCUUAGCAUCACACAUGAUGAGACACAAGACAGUUUUCUACCAGAUAGUGGAAAGCCUGAUGGUCCCUUCCUCCAAGAAAGACAUAGGUUUGCUGCCUCCUGCUGGCCAAAGGAUCGUGUCAUGAUCAACAGAAUCGAUAGUAUAUGCCAUGCAGUGCUGAAAGGAAAUUGGAUUCCAUCAAGAAGAAGUUAUGAUUACAACGCUGUGACCUCUUCUUACACAACAAAACUGCUCGAUAGCCCUUCUGCCAUGGGAAAUUUUAGUGAUUCUGCUACUGUAACAUUGGGAACCCAGGGUGCUAAAGAAGAUAAUUCUCUUUUGUCGCAGUUCACAAAGGUGAAGAAGCAUGUGCGAGAAAAGGAGUUUACAGUGAAAAUCAAUGACGAAGGUGGAUUGAAGUUGACUUUUCAGAAACAAAGGCUCAGUCAGAAGAGAGGACUUGAGGCUGAAGAAGGCACUUCAGAUCAACAGCAAUACAUGGCACGGCUGCAUGAUUUGUAUUCUGCGUCUGACAGCAGCCAGGAAUUGGCUGUGGAUCUUUCCAAAUCUUUGCAGGGAGCUGGGAGCUCCAACUCGUUGCCAUCGUCGGUGUUAUUUAAUUCAAGUUUACCUGGCAACACCUCCACUGUGAUCUCUGAUCCUAAAUCAGCAAUAGCCGGUACUUCACAGCAGAUAUCACGGCACUGUACAAAUGGGGUCCUAUUGGAUGGCCAGCCAAUGGUUAAAAAGAGAAGAGGACGGAAAAAAAAUGUAGAAGGAGUAGACAUCCUCUUCAUGAACAGAAGCAAACCAGUAUUGCCUGCUAAUGUUGAGUUAAACAACAGACAGGCAACACUCAGUGUAAACCAAGUACGACUUGAUGCUGAUAGUCAUGUUUCAGUUAUUAAUGUGAAAAAUGGCACAAGACUCACAGGAGAGGAUGCUCCAAAAAGAAAGGAUUUAGAAGAGUGGCUCAAGGAACACCCAGACUAUGUGGCAGAUGUAUCACCACAUGUUCCAAAAAUUGUUAAAACUGAGAUUUUGGGUGAUAGACCAAAGCAAAAAAGACAUCGGUGCAGAAACCCUAACAAAAUAGAUGUCAAAAGUCUGACUGGAGAAGAACGUGUACCCGUUAUAAAUAGACGAAAUGCGAAAAAGGUGGGUGGCUCACUGGCUCCUCCAAUUAAAGACUUGGAGAGGUGGCUGCAGGAAAAUCCAGAUUUUGGGAUUGCUCCAGAAUGGGCAACUGUAGUAAAGCAGUCGGGGUAUUUACCAGAAAAUAUGUUUGACCGCAUCCUCACGGGUCCUGUCGUGCGAGAAGAGGUUAGUCGAAGGGGUAGACGUCCAAAAAGUGAGCUCACCAAAGCUGCUGCUGCAGCUAUGACUGUUAACCCCUUUGUCGCCAAUGGCCUUCUUGCUGGGAUGGACUUAAACAGCCUACAAAGCUUGCAACAGAAUCUCCAGAAUUUACAGUCUUUACAAUUGACAGCUGGAUUGAUGGGAUUCCCUGCAGGCCUUCCAUCUGCAGGUGGAGACACAAAAUCCCUGGCUUCCAUGUUUCCUAUGAUGCAUUCUAGUAUGGCAGGGUUACCAAAUAUUUUUGGUAUGGGAGAUUUACUAACUAAACCUUCAGAGAUGGGUCCCAAGGACCGAAAUGGAAAUAGCCCUACGGAUUCCUUCAAGCGAACAGAUGAGUCAAAUGAAAGGACAGAGAAACAAAAUGUGGAUGUUGGUAAUGAAAUCUCAGUGACAAGUUCUGCUGCGUCUUCGCCUAGGAAGGUUACACCAACCACAAGUGCUUCGGCCUCAGCAACAUCCAGUGGUCCGCUGGCUAUUAAUCCACUGCUAUUGUCCAGUAUGCUUUAUCCAGGCAUUCUACUCUCUCCAGGCCUUAACAUACCUAUUCCAGGAUUCCCUCAGACUAAUAUUUCUGAUGUACAGACUAACAGAAAUACAGGUGUAACCAUGCCCAAGCCCACAAAGGAAACAAUAGAACACAAAGAGGGAACAGAACAGAAUUCUUCACAUGAAAACAGUGGAGAUGAUGCAUCUGAGAAAGCAACAUCGUCCACUAGUGAAGAUACAACUCAACCAGAUGAUUCGGAUUCCAGUGAAGAAGACUGAAUUUGAAAUAAUAUAUUUAAUCUUACACUGGAACAGCUUCAUUGAUAGUAUAAAUGGUUCUUUUCUGUAAAUAGUUCAGUGAUGAUUUGGAAAAAAUACUCAUGAUUAACUGAAAGGAUUUCAGUAUCUAUUCAUAGGUACAAAAUAUUUAAUGGUACCUUGCAUGUAAAGUUGUUUUGGGAGGCUAAACAGAGUUCAUGUGUGCUCUCAGUUGUAACAAAUACUGAAGCAUCACAGUGCUAGUUGUUAAUUUUUUUAGGGGAUUAAUUUUAAUAAAAUAAAUAUGCACCAUGAGAGCCGUAUAUUUAAUAUAUUUGGUGUGAACUAGGGAAAAUGAGUACCUUUAUGCAUAUCAUAUUAACUUUCUGUAUAUAAAUCCACAAACUCCUUGACACUCAUUUCAGUACUCAGAUCAAACUGCAGGAGACACAGCAAUAACUCGGGCAGCUAAAGAAUGUCAUUAAAACUGUCGAAUAUACAUCUUGAUAAUGCAACAUGGCAACAGUCAAAAUGGAAGUUUGCAUUUUAUUGCUAAAGUGUUGUGAUGCACUGUCAGUUUUAAAAUUCAGGUACACUUCUGAGUUAUUUGGAAGAUUUUUUUUCCCCAGCUGGCCAUAAAACUGGCUAUUUAUUUAUUACCUCAGCUGUGCUAGUUUAGAAGUUUUACAGAAGUAGUUUGUAUAACAUUCGCUUCGUUUGCGGUUUGCAAGAUGUCUCAUUUAUCACAUUAUGUAGCUGGUUGUAGUGAGUGCUUUCACUUUGCAUGUGUUCUUUCUCUGCACAUUAUUAAAAGGGGGCAAGGUGCCAUGGGAAGUCACAUAGAUAAGUGCCGUAUAUUUUGCCUGGUUAUUCAUUCAUGGGAAUGAUUAGUUGGUGUCUCAUCAUAGGCAACAGAAAUAGGAAUUGUGUUCAGAAAGGAUUCUUUGAUCCCAAUUUAUAUUGCAUACAAAGAAGCUAGGUAAGGAGUGGUUUGGUACAAUUGAAUAUACAGUGCAUUCCUGCCAAAAAUCACUAUAGGAAUCAUUGUGUUGAUCAAAUAAAAGUAUACAAAGAGAAGAGGCAAGUGAUGCAUUUUAUUCUACAGUUUUCAGUGUUUAUUAUCACUGCAGUGCAGUGUGUUGGUUUGCUGCAUUGAAAGAUAAAAUUGUUUCCACUGCAGUGAAAUAUUGUUUGGUGUACAUUAUCAUCUUUCCAUAGGAACCAUGCCGACCUCUAUUUGGAAAGGGCUGUGGGUACAGUGCUGAUCCAAUUUAAACUUGGGUCCCCAGCAACUAUUGCCUACCAGCAUCAUACUAAUCAAUACUGAACUCCAGUUUUACAUUGGGCAUUCACUAUUCAAUUUGAGAAACAAACCCAUGUCUCAUGAUAUAAGAAGCUCACCGGGAUGAUAGAACUAACAAAGCAGAGCACUAUUGGCUGUGUGCGUUGCAGAAUUAUUUUGCUUGUGAAUUGUUUGUAUAAUUCUGUUUGUUACACUAACAUAUCGUAUAUGCACGGUAGUUUUAAUUUCAUACAAGGUGUUCCUCUCUGCAGUCAUUAAUGGACUGGAAAAAAUCGUCAAAAGCUGGUGUGAAAUUAUUGCAAAGCAGUGUUAAAAUGCACAAGUACCCAUAUGCUAGAAGCAAAGGCAAUUAAUGCAAUUUGCAGUAUUGAGUUUUAUGUUGAUUUCACAGUUAGAAAUGUAUUAAGAGACAACAGUUUACAAAGAGAGGUUUAAUAUGCAGUCAUUUUUUAAAGCUGUUGUAUCCCACUUUCUUGCUAGCUUUCGUGGAUCAAUUCCAUUUCAAAAACAGGGUACAGCCCACAACUUUGCUGUACAGUGUAUAGGUAUGUAAUUGAUUACUUUUUAUUACAUGGAAGAGGGACAAACGUUGCAGCACAGAAGCAAAUUAAUUUGAAGCUUCCAGAAUGCUUGACCAGCCUGGAGUAUGAUUUUUAAUCUGCACAGAACUUCAUGGAUAAAUCAGUUGAGUUUCUCUGAAAAUGCGUCGGAGUUUGGUUGUGUUCUAAGCAUUUCAGCUAGAAAUUUGGUCAUUGUUCUACAUCCAAUAGAAUUUCAUUACUCUAGGUGGGGAAAUUUUUUUAAAAAGUCAGAAGCAUGUAUAUGAUCCACUGUAUUUUCAAUCUGACAGGUGGAAGAAUUUUGAAUUUUGAAAACAGUUUCAGCCUUCAACUGUAGUACUGAUUUUAAUAUUCAAGCCAACAGUGACUGGUACUUUUGAAGACUGGUGUAUGUGCAGGAUAGUAUUUAGAUUUUCAAAUACAGUUUGUACAUGCCACCUAAAAGGAUACCACAGCUUUAAAAAGUAUGCAAACUAAGUGAAUACUUUAAAAUAUUUUUACAGUAAUUUUGUAGUGCUAAACACAGGCAGCAUUAAAUUAAAUUAUACUGUGCUGGUUUCUUUAUAUACUGAAUUGCUCCUUCUGUCUGUAAUGAAGCAUUACUGUAUAUAAACAUAUAUUUCCCUGAAGUCUAGUAAUUAACUAUUUUUGUCAUUAUUCUCUUACAAUGGUGAGAUCUGACAGACCACAGUUUUCAAACAUGUAUGUAAAAUGUAACAUUGUCUCCGUUUGCCUCCAGGUUCAAUUUAAUAACUGUUUCCCUUAUUCUUACUGACUCGCAAUAAUUGUGUUCAGAUGGUGUUACUUUGGUCCUGCUUUAUUAAAUUUAAAAAUGUCCACAGAAGUAAAGCUGCAGGAGACAACAAUGUGUAACAUUCAGUGGCUGAUGCGAUGCACCGAUGUAGCAUUGGUCAACAUGAGCAAACACGCAAAGGAAUUACACUAAUACAUGCUGCCAUUAACAGGAUCACUGAUGAGUUGGUAAAUUGAAUAUGUGUAUUUGUAGUUAUUGUAAGUCAAACUUUGGUAGCUGCUCUGACCAUGUAUUUAAUUAUGUUGCUGGAGGCUUGAUGAUUGUGUGUUUUUAUUUUGGACAAUUGCAGUACUUGCAGGUUGUAUUCUGUGUAGUCUGAAUUGGCUUUCUGUAGUACAAUGAGUCUUAAAAGUCAUUUGUAAUUUAUUGAAUUACUUUCUAUGAAGUUCUAUAGAGCAAAUGGAAGUUUAAUUAUUUUUAUUAAACCUAUUC
Messenger RNA from Stegostoma tigrinum, 12677 nucleotides. RefSeq names its product chromodomain helicase DNA binding protein 9 (gene chd9). The transcript has 39 exons. Lineage: Eukaryota; Metazoa; Chordata; Chondrichthyes; Orectolobiformes; Stegostomatidae. The record is from RefSeq and is a predicted model, not a curated record. The coding region runs from base 713 to 9589 and encodes 2958 amino acids. Gene Ontology annotation, molecular function: protein binding; ATP binding; ATP-dependent chromatin remodeler activity.